AUGGGCCAAAUGGGUAUUUCUGGCUAUGCUCAGAGCCACUCUGACCUCGGUGGCUAUACCACCGCCUUCCACCCACCUACCAUGGCCAACUCAUCCGGCGCCAUUGGACGUUCGGCAGAGAUCCUCGGACGUUGGGGAGAACUGGCCGCAGUCUCCAGCGCGGUCUUCCGAUCUCAUGAAGGAAACGUGCCCGAGGUCAACGCUCAGUUCUACAGCAACAGCUCCACAUACUCCUACUACGCAUACAACGCGCGGAUGUUCAAGAGUCUCGGCCCCUACCGCCGUCAGGUCCUGAACACUGAAAGCAAGACCCGCGGCUGGCCUCUCCUGAGAAUGGCAGUCCUUUAUCACCCAGACGAUGCCAAGGCCCGCCAGAUCAGCUACCAGAGCUUCUACCUCGGCGCUGAUCUUUACGUUGCUCCAGUGUUGGACCCCCAGACUACCAAGUUGAAUGUGUAUCUACCCGGCACUGACCGACACCGCACGUACACCCAUGUCUGGUCCGGCAAGACUUACCACGCUGGACAGACUGUGCGUGUUGAUGCGCCUUAUGGAAAGCCGGCUAUGUUUGUUGUCAACCAUGCGCGUAGCCCUCAGCUGGAUGUCUUUUUGAACUUUGUUCGCAAGGAGAAUGGAACGGUCAUUCGUGUUUAG
This is a messenger RNA of Aspergillus nomiae NRRL 13137, 654 nucleotides long. RefSeq names its product putative alpha-glucosidase. The record is from RefSeq and is a predicted model, not a curated record. The transcript has a single exon. Lineage: Eukaryota; Fungi; Ascomycota; Eurotiomycetes; Eurotiales; Aspergillaceae. Bases 1 to 654 code for a protein of 217 amino acids.